Lactuca virosa is the source of this 510-nucleotide messenger RNA. Lineage: Eukaryota; Viridiplantae; Streptophyta; Magnoliopsida; Asterales; Asteraceae. The record is from the annotation of a GenBank genome assembly.
AUGGUUAGCAGUGCUGUUACCUCGGCGCCCCCUCAACCAGUAGGAAGUUCUACGGCGUCGGAGAUCCAGCCAGGUCCCCACACUGUUGUAACCCCUGCCGCUACGUCUCGUCCUCCUGUUGAGCCGAUAACUGAUAAUGCGGUGGACAGCAAGAUCGGGAUUACUGCCAACAUUCGUCGGGUUGCAGAAAGGAGGAAAGUUGUGCAAGCGAUGAGUGGGCCGGCGCCUGAGGGUAGUUCAGGACCUAUUGGGCGGCGUGUGAUGCAGCGUCGCAGCCUUAUGCACCUGCUGUCUUCUGUGACGUCUCAUUCACGGGAUGUGUUAGUGAUACCCAAUAAUGACGUUCAACAGUCUGAGGGUAUCGGAGGGGCGUCUCAUCAGCCCUUUGUUCCUGUGCCAAUCUCUCUGAGUCCUGGUUUUAGCCCUUCGUCUUUGAAGGGUAGUCCUGAGCGGUUGUUUCAAGAGUCUGCUGCUAUAGGAGUACUUCACAGUGCACCUCCACUACCCUAA